GGGACGGUGUGGGAGGAGGAAAAGAGCAGACGCCAGGCAUGUGUUCCUGGUUUUGACGUUCUUAGAGAGGUCGCGUCCUGAAGGGGCAGCUGGAGCGAGCUUUUCAUCCCCGCUUUCUCUGGGCCAGGUCAGUCUCCCUUUGCCACGGUGGUGGUGCAGUCUCCCGGUGAGCCUCGCUUCCCUGCUCUCCUUGCUGGACUGCAAGCUCCUUGGGGCAAGGACAUAUCCCCUGGCACUCUGAGCUACAUAACCCCACUGAGUGCGUUUGCGCACAUGUUCAAGUGAUCUGUAGUUCUCGCCGAAGAUUUUGCAACUGGCGCAGCGCUGUGCUUGCGGCAGUCCUGGGCCAGGAGUGCUUUUUUAUGUCAGGGGACCCUGUGGCGGGGGCAAUGCUCUUUCCCGAGAGCACCAGCAAUGUACGGCUUCUUGGACCUGCCAUUUUAAAUCGCACAUGGCGCCCUCACAGUAGCACGGUGGUUCCUCUUUCGCUUGAGCACAGACCUGUGUGUCAGAUGUGGCUGCCGGUGGUGCGGGAGGAGGAAGAGGAAGAGGAAGUGGGCAUUCGGUGGGCAGGCCAAAGGCACCCAAAGCUGUGGCCCAAACUUGAAGCACGCCAGCAUCUUCGUAGCAGGAGCCGCCAGCGUCUCGCUUCUGUACCUCUGCGUCAGGCGGAACUGGGCGGUUGCUUCAGGCAGCCAACGGUGCAGGGCGGAAGCGGUAGCAAGACGUUAGGGGGCAGAACGGCAUGCCCCUCCAGCCCGCCCUGAGCCCCCGCAGCUCUUCUGCCUCUGGAGAUGCUGUGCCCUCGCUCACCUGAAGAUUUUCAACUGCCCGUCCAUUUCCAACUGCGGACUAGGAGAAAGGGCCUUCCUAAACUUAAUCCCGGGGUCAAGGACAAGCCCUGCUUCGGGAUUCCUCCUCUCCACCCUGCCCCUUGCGACUAAAACACAGCGGCUUUUUCCAGGAACUUGGGUGAGAACGGCAUCUGUGCAUGGGCAGUGGCAGGGAGGAAUUUUCCUGGGGGAAAGAACAGGAAACAGCGAAAAAGGCCGGAUCAGCGCUGGAGUGGCAGAGUUGGCCCCGAGUCAAACAAUGACGGAGCAAAGAGCAGAGCAAACCAAGACAUCCUUUAUGCCUUGGCCUUCCUCGGAAGGAGUCAGGGGUGGCACGCAUAGACUUCGCGCUGUUUUCUCCUCACAACAACCCUGUGAGGUAGGCUGGGCAGGAGCUAUUCGUUCUCCCAUCUGCUGUCUCUUCAUCAGAUGCAUGUUCUGCUUUCCACAGUCAAGUCCUCAGCGCAGCCUGUGAGCCUCGUGGCUGACACAGGAACCGAUGAAACCGGAAGCCCGGAAGCCAGAAAUCCAAAACAGCUGGAGAGCUACUUUCUGCCCACUCUUUCUGACACCUGCAACUCUAAACUCUUUGACCUCAGUGGUGCGCAGAUGGUAAUUUCCAACUGCCUGAGACUUCAGCUCCUGGCUUUCCUGACCACUGGGCAUGCUCACCGGGGCUGCUGGGAGUUGGAGUCCCAAUCAACUGGACCCCCCCCCCAACAAAUUUGGGAGGGUCACUUUGCAGGGCCAACUGUGCUUGGACGGAGGGGAGGCUGAUGCAACGCUUCUGGCCCCCUGCUUCCAGAUAACUCUUCCCCGAUGGCUCCCCAGGCUGAACCCAAGGACUCGUUCCACUGCGUGGGGAUCAUUUUCUUUCUCCUUGGCCUGGGGACUCUUCUUCCAUGGAAUUUCUUCAUCACAGCCAUCCCGUAUUUCCAGGACCGGCUCAUUGUGGGGAAUUGCUCAGCCAAUGGGAAAGAUGGGAAUUGGACCUCGCAAGACCCGGGACCUGCAGCUCCCUGCAGGGAUGACUUUAACUUCGGCAACUGGCUCGCACUCCUGUCUCAGCUGCCGCUCCUGCUCUUCACCCUCCUCAAUUCCCUCCUGUACCCGUGCAUACCGGACAAAGUGCGGAUCUUGGGCAGCCUUGCCGGGAUACUAGUCCUCUUCGUGCUGACAGCCACCCUGGUCCGGGUGGAGAUGCCGCCCGCAAGGUUCUUCUCCAUCACCAUGGCGAGCGUCUGGUUCAUUAACUCUUUCUGCGCCAUCCUUCAAGGGAGCCUCUUUGGGCAGCUGGGGUCGUUUCCCCAGAGCUACAGCACGGUUUUCCUGAGCGGCCAGGGCAUGGCAGGGACCUUUGCCACGACGGCCAUGCUGCUUUCCUUGGCGAGCGGCCUGGAUGCCCAGACUUCCGCCUUGAGCUACUUCGUCACCCCCUGUGUCGGGACGCUGAUUUCAAUCGUCUGCUACCUCGUCCUGCCCUACAAGGACUUUGCCCGUCACCACCUGGACAAGAGCCGUGAGGAAGAGCCCGUCUGUGAGCUGGAGAUGAAGACUGGGCUGCUUUCCCCAGUAGAAGAUGGUGCCCUGGUUGUCCCUGACGGCCCGCAAGAGGAACAGCUAAACCAGAGUAAUGGAAAUGUGGUAGUGGAGCAGCGGGGCGUGAAAUGUCCCCCUCAGAAGAUGAAUGGAAACAGCGGGACGGGACUUGUUCCACCGAAACCGUCCAUCCUCGGGGUGCUCAAGAAGAUCUGGCAGCUGGCGCUCAGCAUCAUCUUGGUCUUUUCCAUCACACUUUCUGUGUUUCCUGCCAUCACGGCCAGCGUCUCCACCGUCUCCGAGAAUAAAACGUGGCAGAAGUUCUUCACCCCGGUUUGCUGCUUCCUGCUCUUCAACAUCAUGGACUGGCUGGGCCGCAGCGCCACCUCCUACUUCUCCUGGCCCGAGAAGCACCUGCGGCUGCUCCCGGGGGUGGUCGGCCUCCGCCUGUUCCUCGUCCCGCUUUUCCUCUUCUGCAACGUCAGCCCACGCGCCUCCUUGCCACUGCUCUUCCGCCAGGACGCCUGGUUUGUCCUCUUCAUGCUCGUCUUCUCGCUCUCCAACGGCUAUUUCGUCUCUCUCUCCAUGUGCCUGGCGCCCAAGCAGGUGCAACCCCACGAAAGUGAACUGGCCGGAGCAAUUAUGACCUUCUUUCUGGCCCUGGGUCUCUCUUGCGGGGCCGGACUGUCCUUUGCCCUCAAAGCUUUGCUUUGACGAUGCCACCAUGAAGCAAACAGUCUUUUGGGACUUGUGGGGGGUUUAUCCUCUGCCCCCUCAUUUCCUUGAAGCCCCCUCCGUGGGGCUGAAGGGAAGCGGAGGCUCCUUAGCCAUCUCCCGACGAAGGGAAGGGUUCCUUUUGUCUGCAUCGGGUUCGGCCCGUCGUCCUCUGUUUUUUGCGUAUCUUCCGGCUGACUCUUGGGUUUUUCUGGCAGGAGAGGGCAGAAGUGAGAAUUCGCAAGACCCCGCUUUAUGUAAGUUGAGGGGCUUGACCCGCAGCCAUUUCUGCUUGUAGGACCUACAUAAUGCACACAAAAAGGGAAACUUAGAAAUAUCCGCACACCUCACAUUUCUCUUCUUGACACUGGAAUCCAGGGAACAUUUGGUUGCAUGACACACAGUUACUUUCUGGGCUUUACGUCCCUCUGAAAGGUGAAGGAUAGAGAGGUGGAGAAAGGCAGAGGAAAGCUAAAUUCACCCUUCUUCCAACGUGAAUUGGCUUUGGGUAGCAAGAUAACCCAAAUUCUCUGCUUCCCCGUUCAAUUUCUCUCCUCUUGGUCGUGUUGAACGACUAAACCAUUUGUGGAAACAAGAGGACUAGUAAUUGCCUUCUUUGAAUGGGAAAAAAGCUCAAAAGACCUCAGGUUCUGUGGCAGCUUUUCUAAUGCACACUGAAAGAGCAAUUGAAUGUAUGAAAUUUGUUUCAGGCCUUCCUCCCACGCACAAAUCCUUGCAAGUAUUUCUGCAUCUUUGCCUGCCCCCCGCUGUUACGGUUUUAAAAUAUGCAAGAUUUGGAAACACAUAGGAAAAGGGAAAGAAAGAAAGAAAGAAAGAAAGAAAGAAAGAAAGAAAGAAAGAAAGAAAGAAAGAAAGAAAGAUGGUAAUAGGUUUCAUCAUGCCUUUUGAAACUGCAGUGUUUCAUUUUCUAGCAAAAUUUGUGGAAAAAAGCCAAGUUCAUUGUAGAGAAAGACAGAACUAUAUUAUUGUACACUGGUCUUUGACAACUUGAUGUUCUCCAGAUGUGUUAUUCUGGGGUUGAUGGGUGCUGUAAUCCAACGUAUCACCCUCAGCUGGGAGGGUGCGGUUUCAGGGAGAAUGGCAUAUGUUAUCUUUCUGGUAUUUCUGGGCAAUUCAGUAGAUUUAAGGAAAAUCAUUUCACAAUGAGCUUUCCAGGGAAAUGAUCUGGGAAUAUUGUGAGCUUGUUAAUGGUCCUUUGUUAGGUCCAGUCUCUGGCCUCAACUGAAUGCCUAGAGAUGUUUUUCUCAGCCUCUGACAGGAAAAAACCUUCAGUACAACUGACGUGCUUCAGCCUCGCUGUUGAUUUUAGCAAUAAUAUACAGAAUUGAUUGUGCUUCAGUGUAAGCUUCUGCGCUCUGCUCGUUCGGCUACGAGGAAACUCAGCAUCAGGAAGAGAAUGCUUUUGUUCUGCCUUUGAUUUUACACAACUCGAGUCUCCACAGGGAUGCGUGUGAGCCAGUCCGCACAGAUCCUCGUGCCGCACGUGUGUGAGGUCGUAAAGGAGUCACAAAAUACGCACAAAAUAUGCACAAUGUGAAGAGAGGCAUGGUCCCCUAGUCAGUUGCGUUUCCGAGGAAUGCCUGAACAGAGCUAGAAUUUGCUUUUAAAUAUGCCAGUAAAAAUGCAAACAGCCUGCAAUUCAAUUAUGGACCUUUUUUUGGUCUAAGCAUACAUAAAAUCGUACCCUUAGUGGCUUAGUAUUAGCUUUAUGAGAGAUCAAAGGGCAAAUGUGAUAACGUGUUGUUUCUUUUAAAGAGGACUGUAUAUUUAUGUUGUUUGUGAUACGAGUAAUUUUUUUAACCAGGUCUCUGCAGGCGAUUCUGUUGAAGUAGCAGCAGAAUUCAGAAGUUUUUAUUCUUUUUUUAAAAUAACAUUUCCGUUGCAUGUACAAUGUUGAAUCAUUGCUAUAAUUAGAGUUAACUAUGGAUUUCCCCACCGAGGUGACCUUUUUUGAAUUAAAAAACAAAACCAGACAAUG
Messenger RNA from Varanus komodoensis (Komodo dragon), 5085 nucleotides. It is a transcript of the gene SLC29A2, whose product is annotated as solute carrier family 29 member 2. NCBI's taxonomy places the organism in Eukaryota, Metazoa, Chordata, Lepidosauria, Squamata, Varanidae. Gene Ontology annotation, biological process: adenine transport; guanine transport; hypoxanthine transport. Bases 1653 to 3086 code for a protein of 477 amino acids. Gene Ontology annotation, molecular function: nucleoside transmembrane transporter activity. The transcript has 13 exons. Gene Ontology annotation, cellular component: plasma membrane; basolateral plasma membrane. The record is from RefSeq and is a predicted model, not a curated record.